Sebastes umbrosus (honeycomb rockfish) is the source of this 4901-nucleotide messenger RNA. It is a transcript of the gene kdr, whose product is annotated as kinase insert domain receptor (a type III receptor tyrosine kinase). Gene Ontology annotation, biological process: vascular endothelial growth factor receptor signaling pathway; positive regulation of kinase activity; cell migration. NCBI's taxonomy places the organism in Eukaryota, Metazoa, Chordata, Actinopteri, Perciformes, Sebastidae. The record is from RefSeq and is a predicted model, not a curated record. Gene Ontology annotation, molecular function: ATP binding; growth factor binding; vascular endothelial growth factor receptor activity. Gene Ontology annotation, cellular component: membrane; signaling receptor complex. Bases 237 to 4316 code for a protein of 1359 amino acids. The transcript is spliced from 31 exons.
CAUCCUCAGCAGCAGCUUCACUCCAUGGGGAAAACACAGGCGCACUUUACCCACUGUCGCUCUGCUGCUGCUGCUGUUUUCAUGACUUUGUGGAGGCGCAAACUUUCUCUGGAGUGGAAUAUAAAACAUCAGAAGUUGAUGGAUUAGCACUGAGCGUGUAGGAUUAACAAUACUGCAGUGAAUCUUUUUUUUUUAUUGGAUGUUCAUGAGGACUCUCUGUCCAUGUCUUCUGUCGGAUGAUGGCUCAGGCAGUCUCCGUCAUUCUACUGUUUGGCAUUAUUCUGAAAAUCAGUUGUGUUGCUGCCAUUGAACUGCGGUUUAUGCCUGACCCGCCAACGCUGAACAUCUAUGGCGUUCAUAGGAUGAACAGAUCUGACAACCUGGAGCUAACAUGCAGAGGUCGGCAGUACCUGAGGUGGACGACCCCUCCUACGAGCAUUCGCUUCUCCACCAGUGACUGCAGUGGAUCGGGACUCUUCUGCACAACACUGCGGAUCUCCAACGCGACUGUCAAUGAGACGGGACAGUACCAGUGCUCCUACAGAGACCUGAAAGUGGAAGAUGGCAAGACUUCAGCAGCAACUUAUGUGUUUGUCCACGAUUACAAGGUGCCAUUCGUGCCGUCUGAGAAAGAAUACCCGGUGGUGUUCAUCCGUGAGGGCGAGCGGGUGGUGAUACCGUGCCGAGGCACGGUGGAGGAUCUCAACGUUACGCUCCACACUAAGUAUCCAAAUAAGGAGCUUCAUCCCGAUGGGAAGGACUCUCUGUGGGACGCCAAGACGGGUUUCACUGUUCCCAGUCAUCUGAUCAGCUACUCCGGCGUCGUGUUCUGCCAGACCCAUAUUGGAAAUGAGACGUUUAAGUCCCCUCUCUACAUUGUCGCUGUUGUCGGAUACAAGAUCUCUGAACUCACCCUGACCCCCACGCAACAGAGGCUGUCUGUGGGGGAGCGGCUGGUGCUCAGCUGCACCGCCAAAACCGAGCUCAACGUGGGCAUCGAGUUCAACUGGACGCACUCUGGUCAGGCCCUGACAUCGGUGAAUGGCUCGAGGCCGAUCCACACGACACCCCACAAGAAGAAGCUGUGGAACUCCCUGGAGCUGUCCAACACCCUCACAGUGGAGAAUGUAACCGUUGAUCACACCGGAGAAUACACCUGCACUGCAAACAGCGGGCAGAUGGAGAAGAGUGCCUCAGCACUUCUUAAAGUGUUUGAAAAGCCUUUCAUUGAUAUGAAAGAGCCGUGGUCGAAGGUUUGGGAGGUAAAUGUGGGAGAUCAAACAUCUAUCCCUAUCAAGUUCUCAGCCUACCCAGAGCCCAACUUUAAAUGGUUAAAGAAUGGCCUCCCAUUUAAGGACGAUUACCGAAUAAAACAGAGAAUUGACGCCCUCAUCAUCCGCGUAGUCACAGAAAUGGACGUGGGAAAUUACACGAUGGUCCUGACCAAUAGGAUUACUAAAGAGGAAACAAAACGCUCUGUCCAGCUGCUGGUCAACGUGCGUCCUCAUAUCAUUGAGAAAGAAGUGGCGGUGGACACUGAUGUGUACCCGUACGGCAGCAGCCCCACCCUAAGGUGCACCGCCCGUGGAUUUCCCACACCUGCACACAUCCAGUGGCAGUGGAUGUCUAAAGAGGACUGUCCAGAGGCCUUCCUGUCAGGGCUGAAAAAGUCUGAGGCACAGCUAGCGGAGUGUUCUGGUUGGAGAGAUAUCAGAAACAGCACCGGUCACCAUCCCGUAGAACGGAUUAUGAAUGAUGCUGAGCAUGCCCAGAAGAAAAUCAUGAGCUCUUUGAAGAUUCAGAAAGCGGAGGCCCAUGUCCUCUACAGAUGCACGGCUGCCAACAAAGUAGGAGAGGAUUCACGCAUCAUCUUCUUCCACGUCACACGUGGGCUCGGGGUGAGCGUGUCUCCCUCCAGCGAGCCCUUAGAGGAGGACCACGUCGUUCUGCAGUGUAAGGCGGACAAGCUGAUCUACGGCAACCUGACCUGGUUCGGUGUGACCAACAUAUCAGAGUCAGAGCAGAUUGCGUCGGUGCAGCCAUGUCGCCCGUGGUGGAAUGUAACCGUACUUAAGAACAAUUUUGAGCGGAGUCCUCCGUCACAUGUGGCGCUGCACAGCCUGCCUGGCACCAACGUGACCCUGGAGCUGUCGCUGCCCAACGCGUCCCCUCAGGAUGAGGGUCUGUACGCCUGUCAGGUGGAAAACAUCAAGACUCAGGAGAAAACCUGCCUGCUGCGCCGUCUUUCUCUCAAAGGUCUUGAGGCUGCAAGGAUCCUUAAUAAUUUAACCGAUCAAAAAGCUAACGUGAGUACAACGAUCACUCUCCUCUGUGAUGCUGCUGGGACGCCGAAGCCGACGGUUGUGUGGACCAAAAACAACCACACUGUGGUGGAGGGCUCAGGCGUGAUUCUGACUCAGCACAACCACAUUCUGACGAUUCAGCGUGCGAAGAAGGAGGACAGCGGUCUGUACACCUGCACUGCAUGUAACAGCCGUGGCUGUGACACCUCACAGGCCUAUCUGACUACUGAAGGUGCAGAAGAAAAAACUAAUGUGGAACUGAUUGUUCCUAUCGGGUCGGUGGUCAUCGCCAUGUUUUUCUGGUUACUGAUCGUCUUUGUCAUCCGUGGAAGAAAGAGGCCAAGUGGUGGGGAGCUGAAGACGGGCUACCUGUCCAUGAUCCUGGACUCAGAGGACAUGCCCAUGGACGAGCAGUGUGAAAGACUCACGUAUGACGCCAACAAAUGGGAAUUCCCUCGGGACCGGCUGAAGCUAGGUGACCCACUGGGACGUGGAGCGUUUGGUCAAGUGGUAGAAGCAGCCGCCUUUGGCAUCGAGAAAGCCACAACGUGCACCACUGUCGCAGUCAAGAUGCUUAAAGAGGGAGCCACGUCGAGUGAGUACCGCGCCCUGAUGUCAGAGCUGAAAAUUCUCAUUCAUAUUGGACAUCAUCUCAACGUGGUCAACCUGCUGGGAGCCUGUACGAAGCCUGGAGGGCCAGUGAUGGUGAUUGUGGAGUACUGUAAAAAUGGAAACCUCUCCAGCUAUCUGAAAAGCAAGCGUGGAGAGUACAGCCCCUACAAGAGGAAGCGUGUGGACAGCCAGAGGUGGGCGCCUGCAGAGGAGGAUGUGACCGAAGGGGAUCUGGGCCUGGGGGAGAUCGCCCAGCUGGACAUCUGCACCGGAACGGCAGUCUGCUACAGAGAUGGAGACACGUCUUCAGGCAGAAACAUGGACACUCAUGAAGAGAGCUCAGAUGAUGACCAUCUGACCAUGAAGGACCUGAUAAGCUACAGCUUCCAGGUGGCCAAAGGCAUGGAGUUUCUAGCCUCCCGCAAGUGUAUCCACAGAGAUCUGGCAGCCAGAAACAUCCUGCUUUCAGAGAACAAUGUGGUGAAGAUCUGCGACUUCGGCCUCGCUAGAGAUGUCUACAAAGACCCUGACUAUGUCCGCAAGGGAGAUGCUCGUCUCCCUCUAAAGUGGAUGGCUCCUGAGACCAUCUUCGAUCGGGUGUACACCACACAAAGUGACGUUUGGUCCUUUGGGGUUCUCCUCUGGGAGAUCUUUUCUCUGGGGGCGUCUCCCUAUCCGGGUGUUUGCAUCGACGAGUUAUUCUGCAGGAGGCUGAAAGAGGGAACCAGGAUGAGACCUCCAGAAUACGCCACCAAUGAGAUAUACCAGACCAUGUUGGACUGCUGGCUGGAUCGUCCCACAGACAGGCCGACAUUCGCAGAGAUGGUGGAACAUCUGGGCAACCUGCUGCAGGCCAGCGCUCAACAGGAUGGGAAGGACUACAUCCCUCUGACAGCAGGCAACGAGGCAGAAGGAUCUCCAGUGACCCCUGACCCCAGGAACCCCUACAACAGACCACAAAAUGUGGAAAUCCUGGAGGCUCAGCUCCACUAUGACAACCCAUCGUCUCUUGGACUGUCCCAGCAGAGCGAGCGGUGCAGUCGGCCCCUCAGCGUGAAGACGUUUGAGGACAUCCCGGUGGCACGCAGCAGCGUCAUGGAGGGUCACACAGACAGCGGGAUGGGCUUCUCACCAGACGAGGUGAAGGGUUUGAAUCAACAGCUAACAGCGACGCCCAACUUCAGCCAGCUGCUGCGCUGUAAGAGUAAAGAGUCUCUGGCCUCGGAGUCGUCCAAUCAGACGAGCGGAUACCAGUCGGGGUACCACUCUGACGACACCGACACGCCGAUCUACGCUAACGAGGAGGUGAUCAUGAAGCACAACAUGCUGAAGAAGCCUCCGCUGCCCAAGACGCCGGACAAAUUCAACGUGGAGAUCCGCUACAGCACGCCGCCCGUCUGACCCCCAACAACCACUUAAGUCUUUUCACUGUACAGAGUUUGGUAUUACACUUUAAGAACAAUAAUGAAACACAAAGAAUGAAGGUUGUAUGAUAAGUUUGUAAGCUGGACAGCCGGAGGAAUGCUUUCAUGUUUACUCAGCGAGUAAAAGGUCGAGACACGCCUACUUCCUGAGGCGCAAUCCACCCACUUCCUCUAUUACAGGAAAUGACAUCUGGAAUUUUAUAGAUAAUUGAAUCAUCAAAUGUUUUCUUUCUUUUUCUCGUUGGCACAUUAAAUGUCUGUUAAAGGAGUUAGUUCUCUCAGAUCAAUCAGAACAAUGUUUCUGUAGAGUCACAUUUGUACAGUUCUUUUAUGUGUUUAUAUAACUUACAGUAUUUUAUUGAACGUGUAUUACUAAACCUGCAAUAAAUGUAACUAGUUUUAUAAAAUAAAAAUACUCACAGAUUAAGACAAAUUUACUCUUUUAUUGGAAAGUCUCACUAUUUGUUCGUCCCAAACAUGAUAAUCUGAGUGUUUGUCUUUGUACCAUAAACGUCUCAUUUCCUGUCUCUGUGUCUAACGCAAAGAAAACAGCACUUUCUCA